Messenger RNA from Magallana angulata, 876 nucleotides. RefSeq lists its product as uncharacterized. NCBI's taxonomy places the organism in Eukaryota, Metazoa, Mollusca, Bivalvia, Ostreida, Ostreidae. The record is from RefSeq and is a predicted model, not a curated record. The transcript has 3 exons. The annotation marks the transcript as partial.
ACCGUCUUUGGGAAACACGUGUCCUAUUUUCAAACACGUUUGCGGCAUUGUCAAAAUAUUGGCAGCCGGAAUUAUUAAGCGUGUGAACGAAAUGGUCUUUUAAUGUACACAGAAACCGGUGACGUCUAACCACUGUGCUAGCAAACCUGGAAGCCAGUCCUUGUCCAACUCUAUUCCGUUGUUUAAAAGAAUAUCAUUAUCGCAGAAAAGAUGUUAAGAAUGGAUGUUCCUGAAACACAGAAAUCAUUUGAAAAUUUCAGUCGUUUAUGGGAGCUUAUUAUGAUAGUUUGUACUGAACUAUUUCGGGAGGUUCUCAGUUAUUACAUUAGACCUUCCGACGAGAGAUUAGAGGCUCACGAGCACAUAGGAAGACUGAAUAAGGUCAUAUAUGGUCUAAAGAGAAGAAUUCUGUCUCCAAUGAGGAAAGAAAUACCACUCUCUUUAACUGACAUUGAGUUUGAAAUGCUUUUUAAAAUUUUACGAAAUAUUGGUCGCAUUCCAUUUUCUUCCGCUUGGGGAAAAGAUCCACAGAAAGGAGACAGAGGCAUUGGGGCUUGUAUAAAGAGAAUACGAUUCUUAAGAAACAUGUUAGCGCACACCAACGGAACAGUGGGUGACGAUGAGUUUGAAUAUUAUUGGGAUGAAUUGCGGGAUGCUAUUGUCUUAAUUGAAGAAGGGUUGAUUGGUGGAAAUAAAUAUCGACGGAAAAUAGAGUCAUUGCGCACUGGAACUAUCUUUACAUCACCGGAAAGCAACCAAGAGAAGCUAAGAAUAAUACAAGCUUCGAAGCAUUCUGCAGUGGUAUCAACAAGUGAUGAAAAAGAAAGAGGUAAAUGUUUUAAAUUUCUGUUUUGUUUUAAAUUCCAAGUUGUUCAA